Molecule: messenger RNA, 2479 nt
Organism: Bombina bombina (fire-bellied toad)
Lineage: Eukaryota; Metazoa; Chordata; Amphibia; Anura; Bombinatoridae
Product: solute carrier family 35 member C2
Exons: 11
Coding region: 224-1357 (377 amino acids)
Biological process (GO): UDP-glucose transmembrane transport
Cellular component (GO): Golgi apparatus; cis-Golgi network; endoplasmic reticulum-Golgi intermediate compartment
Molecular function (GO): antiporter activity
Source: RefSeq, a predicted model, not a curated record
CAGAGAGCGAAUGCUGGGGGUGGCAUUGGAUAGAGGAAUUGUUGAAUUUGACGGACUGAAUGGUGCAUAUUUGUAACCGGUGGAAGUGGCACAUGCGCAUAAAAAAUCCAGUCUGUGAACGCGCAUUGAGUUUACGUAAGCACAGGGCUGAGAACGCUCGAUGAGAGAAGAGAUAUAAACACGGAAGUGGCAUGGGGAGGAGAUUCGGCGUAAACGUUUACACAUGACCUGGGAAUCAGUGUCAAGCUCCCCAGCCCCCAUUAUCCCUGAAGUGCAGCAGAGAUCUGGAAUAACCAGGAUGAUGAAGUUCCAGUGUUGUUCCAUACUGUGGAAGAUUUGUCUCACUGUUGGACUGGUUCUCUUCUAUUACUGCUUUUCCAUUGGUAUCACCUUCUAUAACAAGUGGAUAUUAAAGAAAUUCCACUUCCCCCUCUUCAUGACGCUCGUGCACCUGCUGAUGAUUUUCCUCCUCUCUGCGCUCUGCAGGGCACUUAUGACCUGUUUCAGUGGUCACUCGCAAGUUGUCAUGUCCUGGCCAGACUACCUCAAGAAAGUGACCCCCACAGCUUUGGCUACUGCUCUGGAUAUUGGACUCUCCAAUUGGAGCUUCUUAUACAUCACUGUAUCCCUGUACACAAUGACAAAGUCUUCUGCUGUUCUUUUUAUUUUAUUCUUUGCUCUGCUGUUCAAGUUGGAAGAGCUGAGACCAGGCCUGAUUGUAGUGGUCCUGCUUAUCUCAGGAGGUCUCUUUAUGUUCACAUUCAAGUCUACACAGUUUGACAGUGCUGGCUUUGUGUUAGUUCUGAUAGCUUCCGGUCUGGGUGGUAUCCGGUGGACACUCACACAGAUCUUAAUGCAGAAAGCAGAACUAGGUCUACAGAACCCGAUAGACACCAUGUUUCAUCUCCAGCCUGUCAUGUUUCUUGGCCUCUUUCCUCUUUUUCUUUACAUCGAAGGUCUUCACAUAUCUACAUCAGAACUGCUUUUCCGUUUUCAGAAUACUCAGGAGCUGUUGGUCCUUCUUGGCACCCUUUGUUUGGGGGGUCUCUUGGCCUUUGGACUGGGAUAUUCAGAAUUUCUCCUUGUUUCCAAAACUUCCAGCCUUACAUUGUCCAUCGCAGGCAUUUUUAAGGAACUCUGUAUACUUCUGUUGGCAACAAAUUUACUGGGAGAUGAGAUGAGCCUCCUGAACUGGUUGGGGUUUGGGACCUGUGUCUCAGGCAUAGCUCUUCAUGUUGCUUUGAAGACCUCUCACUCCAAAGGAGAUGAGACCAAUAAGCUACACAGAGGAAGCAUGAGAGCCGAUAUGGAACUAUUACUGAGAAGCCAUGAAGAUGAAGAGGAAGAGGAAACAUGACUGUGGAAAACUUAGAUUGAAAAGGACAGCUUUAUGAGAGAGGUUAUUGAAUCCCUCUGAUACAACAAAGAGGACAGUUACUGUACCCACUCCAAUGCAGAGUCUGGAGUCAGAUGUUGUUAUAAAACAGAGGGUGAAGUUGUAUUACCUCAUGCACAUUGAUCUGGUUUAUAGGCAGGGUAUACACAUUAGAGAUUUUAACACGGAGACAAUAGGAAAGAUCAUGUGAUACCCCAUAUAAUUAUUAACUAGUGACAACAGAUAAUGUAACUAACUGAUAUGCUGUGACAUUUCAUAUGCGCCUAAUCAUGAGAGCUGGCUUCUCUCUCUUCUGCUCAGCUUGUGGAACAAGCAGCUUGCACACUAAUAGACCUCCAAUGCCACACACAGGUGGUUUUACUUCCACUUUUAAAUUGUUUUGGUAGCUAUCACUACAAGUGUCUGCUGAGGUUUUUGUGUGUGCCUUAAAUGUUUACCGCCAUGUUUAUAGCCAUUUUAUGUGCUUUUCACCCUCCCAACAAUGUUUAUCUCUGUACAUCACUGCCAAUAGGCACAGUGACUUUCAUGUCAGAUGUGAAGGGCAUUGUGCAACGUUCUUGGGUAACUCUGUAAAACUAAAAUAAAUGUUAAAGUUCAUAUGUCUAUGUAUAGAGAGGGUCUCCAGUAAGGGUAAACAAGAGUGUUUUUCAGAAGUCGUAGUUUAAUCUAGAUAUUUUUUCGCUGGGCUAUGGAUCGAAUUUGAAUUGUGCUUUGGAGAAAAUUAAGAAUCUAGUAGGUAAAAUGAUUCAUGCAAAUCUUUAAAAAUUUGAUAAAUGAAGGAGCAUCACUGUUAAUUUUCUUCCUCAACAUUAAUUUACUUGUGGUGAUAUAUCCCUUUCGUUGUACUGCUAGAUUACUGUAUACUAUAGUUAUGGUUUAUAUGUUUAUUUAACCAGUGUAUAGUCACACAUUUCCAGUUGCAUGUGCUGAUGCAUUCAAACUGAUGAGAACUCAUCUGUUACUAAUUGCAUGGAAUCUGGAAAGUGCCAUGUGGUGGUGGUGGUGGUGGUGGUGGUGCUUUCACCAUGCUUGGAACUUGUCUGUUUGGCCACACUAUUUAUUUAUAAAGUACACUUAGCAACA